Pecten maximus is the source of this 11500-nucleotide messenger RNA. RefSeq lists its product as uncharacterized. The coding region runs from base 230 to 3451 and encodes 1073 amino acids. Gene Ontology annotation, molecular function: beta-N-acetylhexosaminidase activity. Gene Ontology annotation, biological process: ganglioside catabolic process; carbohydrate metabolic process; glycosaminoglycan metabolic process. Lineage: Eukaryota; Metazoa; Mollusca; Bivalvia; Pectinida; Pectinidae. The transcript is spliced from 16 exons. The record is from RefSeq and is a predicted model, not a curated record. Gene Ontology annotation, cellular component: membrane.
AAUCAACACACAUCUUGACCAUCUGGUAUUUCUAGGUCAACGAUUACAGGUGCACAUGCUGCGAGUGAAGAAUCAAUAAGACCAUUGACACGAACAGCACUACCCAUGAUGACCAAUCGGAUAUAAGGGGAUGACCUUGUCAAGUUUGGAAGUUGUGACAGAAAAAUCUUUAUAAUAUUGGAGGUACAACGAAUGUUUAAGGACACAAGGGAUGUAAUGAGGAGUUGAGAUGGACACACCAGUAGUUAUAACCAGCACUGUUUUGCUGCUGUACGUGUUCAGUGUACCAGUGGCUCCACAGCAAGCCAACCAACAACAGCCACAGGCUUUCCAGGUGAAACUGCCAGACCGACAAAGCAACGGAGGCGAGGCAGCAGCAGUAGCAGCACACGAUGAGAAGAAUAUAGGGUAUUUGAAUUCCCUGCUGAAAAAGCGGAAGACUAAAUUGAGCAAUGAUGAAGGAAGUGACAAACAGGUUCUAAAACAACGAGUAAAACGGAAAAAGAAGAGGAGUAAAGCACAGCAGGAUAAUAAACUUCAAAUCAAUAAAAAUCCGGCUCAAGGAUCUCAGGAUUUUGUGCAGAGAGCCAAUGUAGUGCCUCAAAACAAUCAGAAUAUAGUAGCUCCAGCAUUAGGUGGAGUUAACAACAAUUCAGGCGGAGCCAAUAACAUUGUGGGCGGAGUUAAUAUUGGGGGUGGGGUUAAUAAUAAUAUUGUGGGAGGUGUUAACAGUAUUGGGGGUGGAGCUAAUAAUCUUAAUGAAAACAAAAUUAAAUCACAUAUACCAAGUGCUUUCAAUGACAAUGAUGCUUUAAAAAGGGCAGAAAAUAAUAACGUUGUUAUGAACUCCAGAGUAAAAGUGAUAGAAAGUCUUGGGGCCAAAGAAGCACCCCGCCAACAGGACAGUGUCCCGGUGUUGCCAGGAAAUACUGUGAGAAAGAAUAACCAGGACAGGCCAGUAGAUGUGGUAGGAGGAGCAAACAUGCUGCAGAAUCCCGCCCCACGGGGAGGCGACAUCCCCGCUAACUCCAAUUUCCAUCAGGAAGAUCCUCCUGUUGUUCAGAACAUGCAGGAUCACAAACCUGCUGAAAGUCUGAAUGAUAAUCGUGCAGUUGUUCAUGAUGAAGUCCAGGAUAGUCAUGAUGAAGUUGUUGAGGAGAAGAACAAUAUCAUCCGCGAUAACAACAACCAUGUCGAGGUCCAAGGCGCAGGUAGUGUGCUACGUAACCAGGAAAAUAACUUCCAGGACAGUAAUAGGAACUGGCAACCUGUAGUCAAUAAUAACCCCCCUAUUCAACAACAGCCACAUCAACAACCCAACAAUAAACCAAAGAAACAGGAUAGCCAGCGAAUUAUGUGGGACUGGAGCGACUUUCUCAUUAACUAUGAACAGUAUGUCAUGCCAGAGCAAAAGGUAAGGCGUGCACCACAUGCCACUACAGGUGAACCAUGGCCGAUGCCUCAAUAUUAUAUCACGUCGCAGACAAAACUGUUCCGACUGGACCGUGAAAAGUUCCAUUUUCGUAUUUCCAAAGAAACCUGUGACAUCAUCGAGAAGGCUAUUGAGCGAUACAAGGACUACAUUUUGUAUGACAGUGUUCAGGAUAUGUAUGAUAAUUUACAACAUGCCCAAGGUUCGAGUCUGGAGGAUGUUUACGAGAAAUACGGAGAUGAGGUCCACACACAGGCUGGUUACAUUGAUGAGCUCAAUAUUAAGAUCCGACAACCCUGCACCAGACUUCCUCAUGACAAGAUGGAUGAAUCAUAUGACCUUUUUAUCAAACGAACUGGAGCCUUCCUGUGGGCUAACGAAGUGUGGGGUGCUCUGCGUGGACUGGAAACUUUCAGUCAACUGGUUUUCAAGGGCACAAAUGAAGAACUGUACAUUAGAGAUACAGUCAUCAACGAUUAUCCACGCUUCUCGCACCGUGGCAUCCUCUUAGACUCGUCACGUCAUUACCUCUUCAAGGAAACCAUAUUUGAUGUCUUGGAGGGUAUGACACAAAACAAAAUGAACGUGCUACAUUGGCAUAUUGUUGAUGACCAGUCCUUCCCAUAUCAGAGCAAAGUCUACCCUGACCUCAGUGACAAGGGAGCUUACCAUCCAACUUUUGUCUACACUCAUGAGGAUCUUGAUGAGAUCAUUGAGUAUGCUAGAAUGCGGGGGAUCCGAGUCAUGCCUGAGUUUGACACACCCGGACAUACAUAUUCCUGGGGCCUAAGUCGACCAGACCUUCUCACCCAAUGUUACCAGGGAACCCAUCCAGUCACAGGCUACCUGGGACCCCUCGACCCAAGCAAGAAUGAGACGUACCGUUUCCUGAAAAACCUUUUCAAUGAGGUCCUCCAUGUCUUCAAGGAUGAGUACAUUCAUUUGGGAGGGGAUGAAGUUCCCAUGACCUGCUGGUCAUCUAAUCCUGAAGUCCUUCAGCUGUUAAACAAACUGGAUGGAAAACCAGAUGAACCUAUCAACCUUCAGAAUGUUGACCCAUACAUGUACAGUUAUGAUAUCCGCAAGGUCCUUGAAUUCUACGAAAAAAGACUUACACAAGAUCUGAAGGAAAUUGGUCGCCGAAGAAAGAAUGGAGUGAGAUUUGUCAUGUGGCAAGAGAUUAUGAACAAUAAUGUGCAGCUGCCCAACGAUACGAUCAUCCAGAUUUGGCAGGGAGACAUGGGGGACGUUCAACGUGCCAUAGAUAUGGGAUACAACACACUGUAUUCUACCUGUUGGUAUCUCGACCUGAUCGAGUACGGUGUCAAGUGGCCAAAGUACUACAACUGUGACCCCGCCGACACCAGUAUGGGCUACCAGAUUGAUGAAAAGAAAGUCCUAGGAGGCGAGGCCUGCAUGUGGGCAGAAUAUGUGGAUAAUGAAAACCUGAUGACAACACUGUGGCCUCGAGCGUCUGCCGUGGCGGAGAGAUUGUGGAGCAGUAAAGACGUGAAGGAUGUGGAUGCUGCUGGUAAACGUCUGUCCGAACAUCGCUGUCGUAUGCUCAGUCGAGGGCUACAGGUGGGAAUGAUCAGUGGUCCGGAUUACUGUCUCCGACGUGGACAUAGACGUGACCGAGACAACUCCUCCAACUGUUCCGUUGGUCACUGCUUCCAGAGCAAGGACACUGUCCAGAUAGAAAAGAUCAAUGUCCGAGUCCAACAGAGGGGUCACAACCUGCCAGUGCCCGACUGCAACCAGAUCAUUUCUCAAGGAGGAAAUAUGUUUACCAUAGCUAUUGUGAUUGCUGCUGUGUUCAUCAUUGUUGCCGUCAGCAUCAAGGCUACAGGAAACAGAAUGAUGCAGGGACGGUUCUGUCGAAAUAAGAACAUCUUCAUUGCAUUUAUCGUCAUCAUUCUCAUUUACUUUAUGUGUUCAACGUCACUUUGGAUGCAGGUCCUGGAAUUCAAAGGCUCCUUUGAAAAACGUGUGAAAUCGUCCUAUUCGGACAAGGGCUAAAUAAAUAAUUUUGUGUUAAAAUUUUUGGAAUGACUGACUAAAAUCCAGACUGAUAAUGUUCAUACAUGAUAUACAUAACUGUUAAAUCUGAGUUAAUUUAAUGAAUGUUUUGUUUUCAUUACUGAAAUAACCUAGUCAUAUUUAAUUAAGUUAGACAUUUUUGUAUGAUUCAGGAAAAAGCUGGUUUUAGAAAAAUCAGUAUUCAUUAAAAUUUGUUUGUAAAGAAUUAUCCAAUAACAUUUUGUAUGAUUUUAAACAUUUUGUUCAAAUUAUUUAGUAAAAGUCACUCACCUCCAUUCCUUGUGCUACAUUCUCUUAAGAUACAGCUGAUUCAUUAACUAUCACAAUUAAUUAGAUUUAAAAACUACCAGGAUAAGAGCUGGUCUGUAAUUAUGGAAAGAUGGUGGGGAAGUUCCAUGCUUUGUACAGCCUUGAAAAGUCGUGGAAUUUUGAGUUGAGUCGUGAAGAUGGUAUCCAGUUGUCUGUACCUAGUAAUGUGAGCAUGUGUGUGUAUAGUUUAUUGAUAGGAUAAGAAAAGGAUGUUCAGGUCUGAGGAAUAUAAGUUCACCUAUAUUGUAAAAACACAUUGUGCAAACUUGCUAGAGAUUACAACUCUACUGGAAGGCUUCUAUUGUUAUGGACAUUUAAAAACCAGUAUAAUGUAGUUAUUUCCCAGAAUUAAUACUGAACUACAGUAGUAUUAAAUGAUUGCCUGCAUUAUAGGACUAUAAAUGGGUUUUAUUUGAUUUUACAUGAGUGGUCUUGUAAUGCAGGCUUAACUGAACAGCACCAGAAUAAAGGGCAAGUAAUAAACUUUUCUUGCCUUUUUUAAUGAUUUUUUUUGCUUUGUUACAAUUGCAAAAGUGAAACUUGUAAAUAAAAAGCAAACUGUUUCUACAACUUUGACUCUAUGUGGAUGAUAGGAGAGUGAAUGGAGGUUGUAGCAAUGCAUUUCUGAAAUACAAUCCAAUGUUAUGGCAAUCAAUUUGUUUUGUAAAGUUUUAACUUAUUUUUGUCAACAUAUAUCACAGGAUUAUUUAUUCAUUAUAGGUAGUUGACUUUUCUAUUGAAAUCUACAAUCUUCUUUUUUUUGUCACUUAUUCCCCCCUUCUUUGGCUCUAUUUAUUGUGAUUUUAUGAUAUUUAAGCAAGUCCUAUGCAUUUCAUUAAUAAUAACCUUUUUUUCCCUGUAUCAUAAAAUUUUUAAAAAAAUGUUUAACUACAGACUCUUGUUAAAUAUAGCAGCACAAGUGCAUUUCUAUUUUAAACAGCUCUGGAAAUGUUUGAAAUACCUGGCGAAUUAUACUACAUUUAAAAAAAAAUACUGUUGAAAAUGUGAAUGUCUAUCACUUAUUAAUAGAAUUGGGAAUGGUGAUGGAACCAUUUCUAUUUCUUUACCAAAUAAACCAGUAUAGCUAUCUCCUCAUCAAUAUUGCUUCUGCUUGGUAAUCUUGAGGCAGGAAAGUAUGUGGUUAGUCAUAUAUUAGGGUCAUUGGUGAUCUUCAGUCCUGACUUCAAUGACAAAAAAGAUAACCAGGUAAUUAAAGAUGUGCUGUUAGCGUGAAAAAUGUUCACCAUCAACUUGUAUUAUACAAUUUGUAGAUACGUUUGUAUUUUAAUUUUAAUUUUACCUCAGUAAAAGUUUAGUUGAUAGAUUUUAAUCAAGAUGAAGCUAUGAGAAUCGACUCAGAAUCCGAUGCUGUUGAGGUUAACACACUUCCUCAACACACGUUACAUUAAUGAAUUUCGUCAGGAUUCAUGAGAAUCGUUGGUUCUUUCUUCUUUUUUUUUUUUAUGUGCUGUACAAAUGGAGAAUUGAUUUCAACUUAAAUCUCAAGCUCAUUCUAAUUUUACCUGACACUUAAACCAAUAAUUUUGGUAUACUCGGUUCAUAUUACCUCAGAACUAAAUAAAUGUAACUCAAGAUCAAUCAGUAUAUCUACCUGAUAUUUAGUACGAGUAGUGACUUGUUUGUCAAUGAACCAUUAUUGAAUCUACAACUGUGGUAGUUAUAGACAUGUAAAAUCAGUAUAGUAAGUCAUGUAAUGCUAUCUUAGAGAAAGCCUUGAUCAUGAUCAGUGUACAGAAUAUCUGUCAAGAGUUUAAUAUGAUCUUUUACAAAUGGUAAUUAUUGCUUGUAUCAAUGAGUUUCAGUGGAUUUCUGUGACUUUCCAUAUCAAUUACUUCAUUUUUCUCGUACAUAAAAUUAAAUGUGUAUUGUUUGAUUGAGUUUUCAUUGGAGAAUGUGUGAGAAUGUCUAAGCAAAACAUAUGUUGUGUAGUUGUAAUCAUCAAAAUAUUUCUCAACAGUUGUGGCCAAAAAAUGAUGAAUUUAUUUAGGUUGUGUCUGUACAAAAAUUGAUGAUUUGAUAGGUUAUGCUUAUACAGAAACUGAUGAUAUCAUAGGUUAUGUCUAAACAAAAACUGAUGACAUCACAGGUUACAUCUAUACAAAACUGAUGACAUAUUAGAUUAUAUGUCUACACAAAAACUGAUGACAUCAUAGGUUACAUGUAUACAAAAACUGAUGACAUUAUAGGUGAUGUAAGGGCCAAUGGUAAUGUCGUUAAUCACCAUUCACUGAAGUCCUGUUAAUACAUUGUAAGAUAAAAAAAACGAAGAAUCCUGUAUCAUGUAUUUAUUCUUCAUUAAUUCUAUGAUAUAAGUAAAUUAGAUCAUUUAUGAUAAUGACCAUAACAAUAUCCAAUCAAUUUCUAUUAUAUUGUAACUACAUAUUCCUGUUUUAAUUGUCAGUUGUAGGUUAUAGUGAUCAUAUUUUUGUGUGUUGAUUUUGUUGAAGGGCAAUAACUGAUUUCAAGUUCUUCCAAAAAUGUUAAAGGAAACUUUGAAUCGCAUGUAUACCCUGGUAAGUGUUUUCAUUUGAACUUUUCUAAAAAUGUAAUUGUUGUAUCCCCCUAAGUUUUUCAAAUAAUUCUUGAAGUGAUUUGAAUAUUACUUGUAAUAUAAAGUUAUACUGAAGGUAAACAUCCUACUUUUCAAUACUAGAGUUAAUUAACAAAUUGAACUUAUUUGCAAAGGAGACUUCAGUGCAUAAUUAUCCAUUUUAUUAAACUCGUCCUGCAGUACACAAAUUAGUGUUCUAAUAAUAUUAUAAACUUUUACUUACCUGGUACAUGUACUGCCCCUAGAUACCUCUAAGUUGAUUUUUUCUUGACUUUUGAAUUUUUUCUUUGUGUCUAUAUUGACCUAGCAGAUUUUGUUUUUCGGUAUACAUGUACUAUUCCAUUCAGACUGGUAAGCGUAUUAGGUACAACAGUUACAAUUAAUUGACUGAUGGAGUGUAAUGUAUCAUUGUAUUCUACUAUGCUGAAAUAAAAUGCAUAUGUGUGUAUAUAGGAGCAGCGAGGGCUGUUAACUUCCACUGUGUGGAACAAAUUCUAGCUUUUAUAAUCAUGAAUACAUUAUUACAUACAUAACAUAUCAUUUGGGUGUUUAUUUUAUUUCUGAGUGAGCUUUACGACAGCCCUUCAAUUUAUGUUUUGUAUGCCAUCGAUUGAAAAGGCAUAAUGAUUACUGUCACCAAAAUAUGCAUAAUUGUUUAAAUAAAUUGAUAUGUUACAUGUGAAAAGUGCAAGAGGGACAAUAUAUCUCACACAAAAAUCCAAAUAUAUGUAUGGCAUUUGUGGUCUUGUAUAAUAUCUAAUGUCGAUUUUCAUUUAUAGAUAAAAAGUUAAUAUAUAUUCAAAUAUUAGUAGGAAAGUAGUAUUUUCAAUGCUGUGAAGGAUAUGAAAUAGUUUGAGUCUUUGCCUGACAAAGAUCUAUUUAAUGUUAAUUCUUCAGAAAUUUUGAUUAAAAUUAUCUGUAGCAAACAACUUGUAUUCCAUCAGGAUCUUUGUUAGUCAAGGUAUUCACAGAUUAACUGUACUGUACCUGUUCAAUACAAGACUGUAAGAUCUAUUGGUAAAGAGUUUAGUUGAUAGAGAUCAGUUUAAAUUGAAUGUAAGACCUUUGAUAUAAGAUCAAUCAGAAUCAAUAAAAGCUUCAGAAUAGAGAUCUGUAUCAAAAGGCAGCUUGCUUAAUCUGUGUUUAUAAAGGGCUUUAUUAGAUGUUGACAGAUUAAAUGGACUAGGGCAAAAAAAUGAAGAAAUAAAAAAAAAAGUAAAUUGUCCAUUAAAACAUAAGUCACAUCUUUAAAGUAAUGAACUGAUUGAGUAUACUGAUAUUUUGACAGAGAUGAUUUGAAACUUCCUGAUAGAACCAUUUAAAAGUCUAAUUGUCCUCCAUGAGUUUAGUGGUCUGUCAGUUUGUUAUGUAUUACUAUUGAUAUGAUAUUGUUAUUGCAGUCUCCGGUGUGUCUCCUAUUGUAUAUGAAAUGGUACCAAAGUGAGGUUUUGUUGAGGUUCUUUUCUCCAGUUCUAUUUCUGCAGGUAUUGUCUUCCCCCGUACUCCUCAUACUUACAGGAUGACUUCUUUUCAUCCCCUUAAUAAGACCAAUGUCAGAAUGUAGAAAUAAACAAAAAUGUUUUAUUAUGUUCUAGAUACUGUACAAAUUAACCAUGAUUACAAACUAAACAAUUCCUUGAGAUAGCUCAUUAUGAAGAAAUUUUCAUGCUUUAAAAAUACAUUUAUAAACCUCAUUUUGACAAUGCCUUGAGUUUGUAUUUUAAACUGCUAUUUCUAUCAGAUGGACUAAAAAAUAAUUGAAUUUUUCAUACAUACUUAAGAAGAUUUACUAUUCAAGAAAGAAUGUUAACCAAGAAGUAUAGAUAAAAUGUAUUUGGAAACGGCUAUCACCGGUAUGACUUAAAAAUCUAAUAGAUUUGUGAAAGACAACAAAUAUGUUUAAUAUAUUGUUUAACGAGUAUUCCAGUGAGGUGAUGUAACAAACUGAUCAUUUAGGCAGUAGAUAGUUUGUUUAAUUACUAAGUUGUCAAUUUGUGAUGUUAAAGUUUAAGAAUGUUUGCUCAUAUCCCCACGGUAGUGAUGAGUAUUAUUAAUUCCAAUUCUUAUGUUUAUUCAAUCUCCAAUAAAGAUAAACACAAAUUAAGUUUCCAAUCUGGGGAGAUUUCAGAGUAUGUAGCAUAGGUUCAAUCUGUCCAGUUAUAUACAAAUGUACUUCUCCUAGGUCACAAAAACUUUGACAUUGAAAAUUUACGUAAUUGAUAUAUUCUUUCAACAUUGGCAUGAUUUGGAAGUUCAAAUUUGCUAUGCCAUGAAGUUUUUCUUGUUUCUAUUUAAAACAGUGCGGGUUGGAGAAGUUGGAAAUUUAAAAAGAAAAAAAAAAUUACAAGUGCGAUGUGAGUUCUGCUUUCUACAGUUCAUUAUACUCUAAUGUCUCACUGUCUCUCCCUCCUCAGUUCUCCUAGGUCACAAAAACUUAGCAGACAUUUGAAAAUAUACAGAUGCAGAAAAUGUAUGUAAAAUGUCUUUUCUCCCUCAGUCCCCCGCCCCAGCCCCAUUUUACAAAUGUGUAAGAUAUGGAGAGAAAGAGAACGAGAGAGAGAGAGAUACAAGAUACAACUGCCAUUUUCACAAUGGUGUGUUAUAAGCCCACCAAGUAUGAUUUAUGUCAGGAAUUAUUUAGCAUUAUAUUGUGAAUAAGAUAAUUAUCUACACUGUAGUAUAAUUUCUUUGAAUACAUCAAAAUAAAAUACUCCAUGUUCGAUAGUUUUUUGGUUUUGUCUAUUUUUUUUUUGUUUUUUUUUUUGUUUUUUUUUUUGCUCAAAUUAUUUUCUAUUGUAAUUAAGAGCUUAGAAUAUUCACAGCUGGUAGUUACAGUGAAGUUUAAUUAUAACAUUUUAUCUAUUACAUUGUUUAUGGAGUGGAAUGGUUUCCGUUAUAUACCUUAGAUUUUCUGUAGAUUUUCCGUUUGUGCAUUACUCACAUGCAGUGUUUUAAAAUAUUGACAAUGCCAUUCUCGUUGUGUUAAGUUUUUUGCUGUGCAUGUCACCACCAGAGUUCCUGUACGGGAUGCAGUAUAAAAGCUAAGAAGUUUUAUAUAGACUUGUGUUACUAGUUACUAUGCAGAUAAAGUGAAAUGUGUUGCUGUUUUUUGUAAAUUUUAUGUUCAGUUUUAUCCCUGUAUAUGAUCAUGUGUAUAUUUUGUAUAGGUGCAUGGCCACUUCAAUACCCCAAGACUUAUUCAAAAUACUCUAGAUUAUUCGUAUAUUUGGGCAAUUUUUAAAAUUACAUCAAAUCUUUCUGCAGAUUUGAGUAAAAUGCAAACCAUCAUGUGAGUUUCAUGUGUACAUUUUGUAUAUAUACAGAGAGCAUAUAUAUUGGACAGUAAAACAUGUCAGUGAUUAAAAGGAAACAAAAUAUUGAAAAAUAAGUGCAUGCUGGUAUACUAUCGAAUUGAUGGUUUUCUGGAUAAUUUGAUAUAGUUAUAUAAGUAUAUAACAUCAUUGAUCCAAACAAAACAAAAAAAGGAGAAAAUUUAAAUCACAAAAACUAUAAAAUAGAAUAUAAUAUUUCUUCUUGAUGUUACAUGUUCAAGAAUGAAAAAAUUGAAGGUAUGAGAUGUGAUAUGGAGGUGAAUGAAAUGACAGCUUGUAUGAAUGACUGCAAUUUUUGACAUUUUGUUCUGGAAGGUAGAUGUGUAGUGUAUAGUAAAUAUGUAUAUAACCCUGAUAACCCUGAGCAACUUUUAUUCAUUCUUACAUUUUUUUCAUGAAUUUGUGUUAAAGCAUGUUGAUGAAGUGCUUCUUGAAAUUGUGUUUAUCAUCUAAUUCAUUAUAACUGGAAUAGCCAUUAAAUUUGAACUGAAGUCAUUGCUUUCAGAAUUUAAGUGCAACUUUAAAAUACGUACCUGGAUUUAAGCGAAAGCUGAUCUGGUUAUUUGUAGAAGGAAAAUGUGCAUUAAUUAAGAAUUAGCAGCUGACCAUACAGCUGGGUAUGGAGCACCAAUAGUUCUUACUGCUGCCAAACCUGUAACACUGGUAAGAGAGAUAAUCAUUGUUUAAUGAUAUAGAUUCACAAAAAUACCCUUAUUACAUUGUUGUAUAUUGUAGAUUUUUUGCAAACAAAUUCAUGUAAAGUUGUGUGUUGUUGUUCAUAAAUAAGAAAAAUAAACUUACUUAUUGGCAAGAUAUCAGGAUUUUUUGCUAAAACAGUAUUAUACUUAUAGACCAGUGGUAUAAAAUGAUACUAAAAGUGUAUUGAACUACUCUAAAAUCAAGAAUAGGCUAUAUAUCAUGAAAAUGGUUAAGAGCAAGUUAUUUGAAAAUACUGUUAUGAUUUUGAUUUUUAAUAAAUCAUGUCAUUAUCUUAUUUGCUGAUUUUAUUUUUUUUAAUCCCCAAUUAAUUUGUCCAUGAAAUUUUAAUAUGUUCAGAUUAUUUGAUUGUGAAGCUGUUUUAACACUUCAUGACUGACAAGUAUUCCAACUACUGUUUUAGGUAUUUUAGGAUAAAUCAUCUUCAUAUACAAUUAAUGAUAUGUAUUUCAUGCAAAUAUAUUCAUAGAGUUGAAAAAAUAUUGAAAUACCGGUAUAUAAAAUUCAUUUAUAAAAAAAAAAAAAAUGAAAAUUUGACAUCUCGGUUUCCUGAAAUUAUGAACGUUAUGCAAUACCAUAUAUUUUAAGUUUAUGACCAAAAAUGUGUAUACUAGCAUCCAUAGAAAUGAAAUAAUUAAUCUACAAAUAUAUUAAACUUGAUGAUAAAUCAGAAUUUAACAACCCCAAGACACUUUAUUAUCAUUAGAACCCAAUUUGUAUCUUUUAUAUUAUGUAACCAUUUGAUUUAAUACUGGAUAUUCUAGUAAAAAUAUAGUUGUCAUCUCAAAAUUUAUUACUUAAUUUAUUUUUAUCAUUUAAUAUUAGUCACAAUUUUCUUCAAUAGCUUUCAUUAACUUGGUGAAGGAUUUCCCUCUCUUGUCUAUAGUGAACUGGUAAAAUGUUGUAGAUACACAUAAUUGUUAUUAUUGAUUAGUCACAUCUGUCCCUUAAUUUAAAUAAUGUAAAAGAAAUAUUUGUGAUACCAUUUUAACUAAAAACACCAAACACACACAAUUUGCUCUUCUAUUUUGUAAUGAAAUAUUAUAUAUUGUAACUCUGAAACAGUGAAGACUUGUAAAUAAAAUGAUCUGUUUUGUU